Fusarium coffeatum is the source of this 678-nucleotide messenger RNA. RefSeq lists its product as uncharacterized. The record is from RefSeq and is a predicted model, not a curated record. Lineage: Eukaryota; Fungi; Ascomycota; Sordariomycetes; Hypocreales; Nectriaceae. The transcript has 4 exons. The coding region runs from base 1 to 678 and encodes 225 amino acids.
AUGCACCCUACAAACCGUCUUCCUGAGUCUCUCUAUCCAACGCUCCUAAUGAUCGACAGAGAUCAAUGCCAAACACACACCCGAAGUCCCUGGGGUACAUCGGAACACCGCAUCAACCACAGGAUCCGAUAUGCCUUCAUGGGCGCCCUCUCCAUCGUCUUUAUCGUCGAGCACUCGUCUGAAAGCGCCCUACCGAACCUUGCGUCCUCGCACCAGCAGGUUUUGGUAGAGACGACCAACGACAAAGAAGAACUUUACCACCCGCCCUUUCAUGCUAAGAUUCAAGAUUGUCAAGCUUUUUGUCAGCCGAACGAUUGUCGUCGACCGCUAAAAGCCUGUAAGCAGAACCAGACGCGUUUCUCGUCGUCGGGCUGUGCUCAGAGUGACGAAUGCAUCGUCGUCGAGAAGCACCCCGCAACGGUGAACAACACGCAGUACGGUCACGACGUCGGUGGAGGAUGUUAUCCGGAUGGCACGAUUUGUGCGCGAGAAGACUGUCUCAGUAUGCAGACAUCAUUGCGCAAGCACUCUAUGCCAAGAGCGACGAUCGAUGGGUUGUUUCAUGGAGAUAAGCCCGAGGCGGCCCAAACAGGGAUCAAGUUUGGAGAAGUUGGGGUGGUCAAGUCAAGAAUUGACCUCAGCCUUGAAACUCUAUUGUCCAAGAAAGCCAAGAACUGA